AUGAUGAUCAUCUUGAGCGACGGUAACGGGUACCACCGUGCUACAGGAGGGCUCUACUGCCAGGAGGUCCUCGCGACCGAGGUCGAGGACGACGGGCGCCCGCAUUACGCGAGCACCGUCCCUGCCCGGAUUCUGAUCCGGCGGGCGGGAAUCACGGUGAGGGUCACCUGCCACGGGCACGCGCUGUACAAGGCCAUGGGUAGCUCCACACAGGUCAGCAAGAGGUGCGGUCACCCCUGCAGCGCGUGUGUUUCUGACCGCGAGGGUGCCGACAUCGAGUGGUUCUCGUGCCGGAUUUCCAACUACCACUUGUGCUCCACAUGUGUCGGGCAUUGGCGAUGCCAAGACGACAUUACUCAGCUCGACGACGACAUUCCGCCACCAGUGCUUGUUGCGAGAAAGAACCACCACGUACCGAAGUGUGAGCAGGGCCACUGGAUGAUGCCUAUAUCGGGAUGCCCACCAUGGUACAGCAUCCACAAGGAGAUUCAGUGCAUGCGCUGCUACGAGAAGCCUCUCCAGUGCCCAAGCCUCUUCCCCUUCUUCUGGCACUGCAAGGCAUGCGGCGACGACGUGUGCAUGGACUGCGUGGAGCAGCUCCGGCAGACGUGCGAGCUGGAGCCCCCGGUGGAGAACGUGACGCUGCCCUUCCGCUACCCGAAAGGCCAGCGUGCUGCAGUGGAUGGCUUCGUGUCCCGUGGCCUGUUCGACAGGCGGGAAGGAGGCACCGGUGCCGGGAGGAGGGUGCAGGUCGCAAACUAUCAGAACGAUGCGUGGAGCCUGGACUCCGAGGACGCAGCCUGCAAGGGCAUGUCGAGUCUCGUCCCAGAGGUCGCGGAGAAGAUGCAAGCAGAGAUCCCCUUGCUUCUUAGGCACCCCCUGAAAGCGUUCGACGACGGGCACCUCGCCCCCCACGUGCUCAAGCAGAGCGAGCUGCCGUCCGAGGAGCUCCCGUUCGACACGAGGGUGACGCAGCACCCGGACGUUGAGAAGUCCGACCUCGCCAAGGGAGCCAUACGGCGGCUGCAGCAGGACGUCCUCGACUUCCGCGGGCUCGUCCAGAGCGCCUCCGCGAGGGGCGCGAUCCGGCAGCUCCGGUCGCUGCACGGUGGCGGAUCAUGGACGCAGGGGAUGCGGUCACAGCGGAGAUGAUCCACAAGGCACGCGAGGACGUGAACGUUUUGCACCGAGG
This is a messenger RNA of Prorocentrum cordatum, 1192 nucleotides long. Lineage: Eukaryota; Dinophyceae; Prorocentrales; Prorocentraceae. The record is from the annotation of a GenBank genome assembly.